AUGGCCAUGAACGUGAAGUCUACAUCGCGGGCGUUGAGGGCUCUUCGCCCUCUGGCCGCCCGCCCUGUCUGCAAUGGCGCCAUCCUCUCCUCCAGGAACUACUCCUCGAGCUCGGAGCCCGACCUGAAGACGACCCUCAAGGAGGCCAUUCCCGCCAAGCGUGAGCUUCUCAAGAAAGUCAAGGCCCACAGUUCAAAGGUCCUCGGCGAGGUCAAGGUCGAGAACACCCUCGGCGGCAUGCGUGGCCUCAAGGCCAUGGUCUGGGAGGGCUCCGUCCUCGACGCCAACGAGGGCAUCCGCUUCCACGGACGCACCAUCAAGGACUGCCAGAAGGAGCUGCCCAAGGGCAAGACAGGCACUGAGAUGCUUCCCGAGGCCAUGUUCUGGCUUCUGCUGACCGGCCAAGUCCCCUCCACCAACCAGGUCCGCGUCUUCUCUAGGGAGCUCGCUGAGCAGGCUCAGCUGCCCGAGUUCGUCAGCAAGAUGCUCGACGACUUCCCCAAGGACCUUCACCCUAUGACCCAGUUCGCCAUUGCCGUGUCGGCCCUGAACUAUACCUCCAAGUUCGCCAAGGCGUACGAGCAGGGCCUGAACAAGGCCGACUACUGGGAGCCCACCUUUGAUGACUGCAUCAGCUUGCUCGCCAAGCUGCCGACCAUUGCCGCCAAGAUCUACCAGAACUCUUACCAGGGCGGUGGUGCUCUCCCCGCCGAGGUCGACCUCGAGCAGGAUUGGGCAUACAACUUCGCUGCUAUGCUAGGCAAGGGCGGCAAGCAGAAUGAGAACUUCCAGGAUCUCCUGAGACUGUAUCUCGCCCUGCACGGUGACCACGAGGGUGGCAACGUUUCCGCCCAUGCCACUCAUCUCGUCGGCAGUGCUUUGAGCGACCCCUUCCUUAGCUAUAGCGCCGGUCUUCAGGGUCUGGCCGGUCCUCUUCACGGACUUGCUGCCCAAGAAGUUCUCCGCUGGAUCCUUCAGAUGAAGGAGGCCAUUCCUUCCGGCUACACUGAGAAGGAUGUCCACGAUUAUCUGUGGUCGACCCUAAACAGUGGUCGUGUAGUCCCCGGCUACGGACACGCCGUUCUCCGCAAGCCCGAUCCCCGUUUCGAGGCUCUGAUGGACUACGCUUCCUCGCGCCCCGAGAUUGCUCAGAACCCAGUCUUCCAGCUGGUUAAGAAGAACAGCGAGGUCGCCCCUGAGGUGCUGAAGAAGCACGGCAAGACCAAGAACCCCUACCCCAACGUCGACUCAAGCUCAGGUGUCCUGUUCCACCACUACGGCUUCACCGAGACUCUGUACUACACAGCUACCUUCGGCGUGUCGAGAGGUCUUGGUCCCCUGGCCCAGCUGAUCUGGGACCGUGCGCUUGGUCUGCCCAUUGAGCGACCCAAGAGCAUUAACCUGGAGGGUAUUCUUAAGCAAGUCGAGAGUGCUUAG
Messenger RNA from Phaeoacremonium minimum UCRPA7, 1437 nucleotides. RefSeq names its product putative 2-methylcitrate synthase protein. Bases 1 to 1437 code for a protein of 478 amino acids. The transcript is spliced from 3 exons. Gene Ontology annotation, biological process: tricarboxylic acid cycle; carbohydrate metabolic process. Gene Ontology annotation, molecular function: 2-methylcitrate synthase activity. Gene Ontology annotation, cellular component: mitochondrial matrix. The record is from RefSeq and is a predicted model, not a curated record. Lineage: Eukaryota; Fungi; Ascomycota; Sordariomycetes; Togniniales; Togniniaceae.